UCAAAUUCAAGAUGGAUGGAAUCACGACCAGCGCUCAAAAAUCUACACAACACUGAAUAAAGUCCCGGCUGUGUGGAGGAAAGAGCCUAUUCACGACGUGCGGGCCAUGGAGAGCCUAGUGCAUUACAGUAACCCCUCCCAUGCCCUCUCAGUGUUAGCGGUUCUCAAUGAGCAGCGCCUGCGGGGUCAGAUGUGUGAUGUGGUCCUGGUUGUGGGGGACCAGAGGUACCAGGCUCAUAAGAGUGUUCUGGCUGCCAGCAGUGAGUAUUUCCAGUCCCUCUUCACACGGAUGGACACAGAGUCACUGAAAGUUGUGAACCUGGACUUCUGUGAGCCUGAUGCCUUUGAGAUAGUUCUGAAUUACCUUUACUCCUCCUCACUCUUUGUGGACAAAGGCAGCCUGGCAGCCAUUCAAGAGCUCGGCUACAGCCUUGGAAUCCCUUUCCUCACCAACAUCGUGUCAGCACGGCCUCAUGUGUCCUACUGUGUGUCUAGAAAAAGGCUUUCCUUCUCAGAGGAGGAUGAGAAUGAUGUCCAGACAAGGAGCGUCAUUGUGUGUCGGGUCCGAAAUGACGCGACCCAUUCCACUCGCUCAAAUUAUCCGAGAAAAACAUCAGAGAGACUGUCAUCUCCCCACUCUACUCGAGAGUCAGCACAGCCACCUUCGGAACACAACUCACACGAAUCAGCCAGGAACUCUGAAUCCAUCAGCAGGAAAUCAUCCGAACAAAGAGAAGCUGCUGAGAGGAAAUCCAUCUAUCCAUACACCUCCAUAUUAAAAGGGAAUUCAUCACACAUCACAUCUGUCAGGCCUCAGCUGACAUCAUCAGUGUCCUUCAGCGAUGCUGAGAUGCAGCACGUCAGGCUGCAGUCUGGCACAGACCAGGACACUAAAGAGGAGAGUGAGGACCAGGAGCAGCACUAUCACACCAAAGUGCCCUUUCAGGGUCAGGCCAGUGAGCCAAGCCAGGCCAUUGACAGGAGCGGGCCGCUCAUAAAAAGCCUACUCCGAAGGUCGCUAUCCAUGGACAGCCCCGUUCCAGUCUUCUCACCCACACUGGAGCUGAAGGAGCUGCAAAAUCGGGAACAGUCAGUUGUUAAAAUGGCAUCAAAAACACCUGGACCAGAAACGUCUGCUCAAAAUGGAAAUUCCAAAAAAUCAUCUCCUCUGGUCCUCAGGCCAAAGUACCCCAGCGGGCAUGAUGAAGAAACUCAGGUAGAAAGCGAGGUCAGUGUGAAAGCUGAGCCGAGCAGUCCACUCGCUGACCCCAUGGACAUCAUUCGAAUCACAGUGGGAGAUACUUUGCCUGUCAGUCUUAAAGACUUGCAAACAAAUUAUGACCAAGGUUCCAGGCUGGACUUCAGUCCUCUGGGGAAAAGAAAGGACAGGCCAGACAACAGAAGGUAUCCAUUCAAGAAGAGCAAAUUAUUUAAAGAACAUACCCUCUCACUAGAUGAGAACAUGUCAGAAACAGCACCUCAGGGUGCCUGCGGUGACUCUAAUGAGAACAGCGGGGAGCUGUCUCAGAACAGGAUUUUCAAAUGCUGGAACUGUUUAAAAGUUUUCAGGUCCAGUGCUGGGCUACAUCGUCAUGUAAAUAUGUAUCACAACCCCGAAAAGCCGUAUGCUUGCGACAUCUGCCACAAGCGCUUCCAUACCAACUUCAAAGUGUGGACACACUGCCAGACUCAGCAUGGUGUAGUACAAAACCCGGCCUCAUCCUCCAGCUCCUCUGUACUGGAUGAAAAAUUUCAAAAGAAGUUAAUAGAUAUUGUGCGAGAGAGAGAAAUAAAGAAAGCUUUGCUAUGGAAGCUAAAGAGGAACAAGCAGGGCUUACAGUCUCCUGUGCUUACCAAGAAGAGAUCGAGGCCCAGCUUCAUAUGUCCUUAUUGUGGGAAAGUAUUUGUGUUCCAGUCUCAGUACAGACAACAUUUAAGGACACAUCCUGCAGAAAAAGCUGACCAGGACACAGCAAGUGAGAGCAUCCUCUACCAGGAACAGGAUGAGAUCAUUCAACAGAAGAACACCGACACUGGUGUUUACUCCUGUAGACUCUGUAACAUGAAGCUGUCGUCACCCUUUGAGCAGGGCGAUCACGAGAGGGGCUGUCGACAUGCGACUGUUUGCCCCUACUGUGGCCUCAGAUUCUCAAGCCCAACCGUCAAGAGGGACCACGAGGCACACUGUAAGUACAAGAAACUGACAUGCCUGGAGUGUAUGCGGACCUUCAAAUCCUCCUUCAGCAUAUGGCGCCACCAGGUGGAGGUCCACAACCACAACAUGAUGACUGUUAAAGACCAGAUUCACCUGAGGCAACAAGAGAACGAUAAAGAAGCGUCUGAAAUGCUUAGAGAGGAGCAUUACAGUAAUGAGCCUCUACCCACCGGGAGCUCAAGAGAGAACAUCAGCUACAGUGACUCCUCAGGUCCACCCAUGUACGAUUCAGAGGACUCCUCAUCCUAUGUGCCUGAGGACCUGAGCAUGGGUCACCACGGCAAGCUCGUAGUGAAGGAAGAGCCUUUAGAGGAGGCUGUGAGUGAGAUGGAAAACACAGAGACCGCCAAAACUGGGUCUGAGGAACCCGGUGUGUGGCCAUGCGAGAAAUGUGGAAAUCUUUUCAGCUCUCGCAAAGACCUGGAACGACACCAGGAGCUGCUGUGCCACAUCAAACCGUUCAUCUGUCACAUCUGCAACAAAGCCUUCAGGACCAACUUCCGCCUUUGGAGCCACUUCCAGUCCCACAUGUCAACCGCUAACGAACCUGGAGCCAAAGAGAUCGACAGACACCCGUCACCUCUGUCUCCCUCCCCUCCCAUGACUCCUCAAAACCCUGAACGUCGCUCCCCACAGGCCACCGUUCUCAAAUCCACCCAGACGGCCCCAGUUGCUGCAACCAUGACUGAGGAGUCCAGUAGCCCAGAGCCCUGCAGCUCAUCAGUGAGCAAGAUGAAGAGGCCCGAGCUAGAACGGCAACCCAGCAGCCACAGCCCUCUGUCAAGGUCAAACAGCAUGGAGAACCCAGGUGGUGCUCAGGAAUCGGACACACUCUUUUACCAUGCACCGUCUCUCUCUGCGCUGACGUUUAAGAGGCAGUACAUGUGUAAACUCUGUCACAGGACCUUCAAGACAGCCUUUAGUCUCUGGAGCCAUGAGCAGAGUCACAGCCACGUGUAAGCAUCAGGCAAAUUAUAGCAGUGCAUUUCUCUUCAGAGACAAUACUUAAUAUUAGAAUAGACACACCUCAGCCUACAAAAGGAAGACUUUGAAUGUAUAGCUUAUUCGCUUGCCUCCAAUGUCAUAUAUUGAAGUGGCCAAUGUUCAUUAGAGGUGUAAACGUGAAUGUGCAAUCAAGUGCUAGAUUCCUCUGUGAGAUGAAAUGAUUAUAAAUGGUUUAUUUUCCUUUCAAAUUGAUCUAUAAUCAUCGAUCUAUUUUAGACCUCUUUAAGUUGUCUACUUGUAUUUAUCUAUCUAGAUGUUUUGAGAAAACAGGGUACAGAGUUGCACCCCUCAGCGAAAAAAGGUACAGCUACAUACAUUGUUUUCUCAGAGUGUGGAAAAAGUGCUUUAAACUUUUGAAGGCUGCAGAUGACUUAAAGAUUAGUGCUUUUGCUUUUGUAUCAGAUCUAUCUCUUGAUGUGAGUGACGUCCCUUAAGAUAAUAUUGGUGGCCUCAAUAAUGUAUUCAAUAUGCACUUUGUUUAACAGUUUGGUUCUGUUACAGGGCGACCGAGUCCAAAAGGUUUGCUUGGAUCCUUUAGUUUCCAUAACUGGGGUUUUAGGCUGCAGAAAGAAAAAUGAUAACUAGGCCCAAUAGUAUCUGUUUUGUUUCCUCAUACUUAGCAUUCCUUUGACAUUUGUCCUCUUAUAUUAGUAUGAUAAGUAAAGUUCUAACACACUGUACAUCAAACACCUCAGACACCUGUUGUUUUAGGCAUUGCAUCUCAGUAUGCAGCCUUGAUUCAUUUCUUACGCUCUUCAUUCAGUACUUAUAGUUUACAGUGUCCUCCUAAUUAUUAGCCUGGCAAAUAAUUUUUAGAAGUGUACAAGUGAAUGAGAUAGUGCAAUCAUCAGUGAUAAGAUCUGAGAAAGUUGUGUUUUUUCACAGGUCAAUGAAUAUAAUGUUUACACGUGUUGCUUAAAAAAAAUAAUUUGUAAAAGGUGCUCAGAUCAGCUUACUAGUAAAAAUGG
Toxotes jaculatrix (banded archerfish) is the source of this 4188-nucleotide messenger RNA. It is a transcript of the gene zbtb21, whose product is annotated as zinc finger and BTB domain containing 21. Gene Ontology annotation, molecular function: RNA polymerase II cis-regulatory region sequence-specific DNA binding; protein binding; DNA-binding transcription factor activity, RNA polymerase II-specific. Gene Ontology annotation, cellular component: nucleus. The record is from RefSeq and is a predicted model, not a curated record. NCBI's taxonomy places the organism in Eukaryota, Metazoa, Chordata, Actinopteri, Toxotidae. Gene Ontology annotation, biological process: regulation of transcription by RNA polymerase II. The transcript is spliced from 2 exons. Bases 107 to 3175 code for a protein of 1022 amino acids.